CAGCAGCAGCAGCAGCUUUCACCUUGCCGUUGAGUACUAGGGGAAGCGGGCGGGCGGCAAGCACCUCGCUGGCGGGCUCGGAAGGCGCAGGGGCAUGUGGAUGUGGGCUGCCCUCUUGCUCCACAGCGUCCUGAAUGUUUUUGGUGAAGAUCUACAUGCCAGCUUAUAUUUUGUCAAUGCAUCUUUGCAAGAGGUAGUGUUCGCUAGCACCACAGGGACACUGGUGCCCUGUCCUGCCGCAGGGAUCCCUCCUGUGACGCUCAGAUGGUACCUAGCAACGGGCGAGGAGAUCUACGAUGUUCCAGGGAUCCGCCACGUCCACCCUAAUGGCACUCUCCAAAUUUUCCCUUUCCCUCCUUCAAGCUUUAAUAACUUAAUCCAUGAUAACACUUACUAUUGCACAGCUGAAAAUCCUUCAGGGAAAAUCAGAAGUCAGGAUGUUCACAUUAAGGCCGUUUUACGGGAACCAUAUACAGUCCGUGUGGAGGACCAGAAAGCCAUGAGAGGCAAUGUAGCGGUCUUCAAGUGCAUUAUCCCCUCCUCUGUGGAGGCAUACAUCACUGUUGUCUCAUGGGAGAAAGACACAGUCUCACUCGUCUCAGGAUCUAGAUUUCUCAUCACAUCCACGGGAGCCUUGUAUAUUAUAGAUGUACAGAAUGAAGAUGGAUUGUAUAACUACCGAUGUAUCACACGGCACAGAUACACUGGAGAAACACGACAGAGCAACAGUGCUAGACUUUUUGUAUCAGACCCAGCAAACUCGGCUCCAUCUAUUCUGGAUGGAUUUGAACAUCAUAAAGCCAUGGCAGGACAGCGAGUGGAGCUGCCUUGCAAAGCAUCUGGACACCCAGCACCAAAGUAUCGCUGGCUGAAGGACAGCGUCCCCUGGGAGCCUGACAGCAGGUUCCGGCCAACAGUGACGGGGCUCCUGAUAGAAAACACACGCCCAUCAGACUCAGGCAACUAUGUGUGUGAAGUGUGGAACAAUUAUGGGACAGCUGAAGUGAUAGGCCGCUUGCACGUAAAACAGCCUCUCAAAGCCACAAUCAGUCCACGAAAAGUUAAGAGCAGUGUUGGUAGCCAAGUGUCCUUGUCCUGCAGUGUGACCGGAACGGAGGACCCUGAACUCUUCUGGUACCGGAAUGGUGAAAUCAUCAACACUGGGAAUAAUGUGAGGAUCAUUGGGGUCAAUCAUGAGACCCUUAUUAUGGACGGCAUGGCCAAAAGCGAUGGUGGGGCAUACCAGUGUUUUGUACGCAAGGACAAGAUGUCCGCACAAGACUAUGUUCAGGUGGUUCUGGAAGAUGGAACUCCCAAAAUAAUUUCUGCCUUCAGUGAGAAGGUAGUAAGCCCAGGAGAAGGUGUCUCCUUGAUGUGCAAUGUGAAAGGAACUCCUCUUCCUACAAUCACAUGGACGUUAGAUGAAGAUCCCAUAGUCAAGGAUGGCAACCACCGGAUCAGCCAGAUCAUCACCUCUGAAGGCAAUGUGGUCAGCUACCUGAACAUCUCUAGCACUCAGGUCCGAGACGGUGGGGUCUAUCGUUGUACUGCCAACAACUCUGCUGGAGUCGUCCUGUACCAGGCUCGAAUAAACGUAAGAGGUCCAGCGAGCAUUCGAUCAAUGAAAAAUAUCACAGCAAUAGCGGGCCGGGAUACUUUCAUUCAUUGUCGUGUCAUUGGAUAUCCAUACUAUUCCAUCAAGUGGUACAAGAAUUCCAAUCUGCUCCCUUUUAACCAUCGUCAAGUGGCAUUUGAAAACAAUGGCACACUGAAACUCUCGGAUGUGCAGAAAGAGGUGGAUGAGGGAGAAUAUACAUGCAAUGUCCUGGUUCAGCCACAACUCUCCACUAGCCAGAGUGUUCACGUGACUGUAAAAGUGCCACCCUUUAUCCAGCCCUUUGAGUUCCCAAGGUUCUCUAUUGGACAGCGAGUGUUCAUUCCAUGUGUUGUGGUCUCAGGGGAUUUGCCAAUCACCAUCACCUGGCAGAAGGAUGGCAGACCAAUCCCAGCCAGUCUUGGGGUGACCAUUGACAACAUUGAUUUCACCAGCUCCUUAAGGAUUUCUAAUCUUUCCCUCAUGCACAAUGGGAAUUAUACCUGCAUAGCUCGAAAUGAUGCAGCUGCUGUAGAGCACCAAAGCCAAUUAAUUGUGAGAGUUCCCCCCAGAUUUGUAGUUCAGCCAAGUGACCAGGAUGGGAUUUAUGGAAAAGCUGUGAUCCUCAAUUGUUCUGCAGAAGGCUAUCCUGUCCCUACAAUUGUCUGGAAGUACUCCAAAGGUGCUGGAGUUCCCCAGUUCCAGCCAAUUGCCUUGAACGGGCGCAUCCAGCUUCUCACAAAUGGCUCCUUGUUGAUCAAGCAUGUACUGGAAGAAGAUAGUGGAUACUACCUCUGCAAGGUCAGCAAUGAUGUGGGGGCUGACGUCAGCAAGUCCAUGUACCUCACUGUUAAAAUUCCUGCUAUGAUAACCUCCUACCCAAACACCACCUUGGCAACACAGGGUCAAAAGAAAGAGAUGAGUUGCACAGCUCAUGGAGAAAAGCCCAUCAUUGUACGCUGGGAGAAAGAAGACAGAAUAAUUAAUCCUGAAAUGUCCCGCUAUCUGGUUUCCACAAAGGAAGUGGGUGAUGAAGUGAUCUCAACUCUACAGAUUUUGCCAACAGUGCGAGAAGACUCUGGUUUCUUCUCCUGUCAUGCCAUCAAUUCCUAUGGAGAGGACCGUGGAAUAAUUCAGCUCACUGUGCAAGAACCCCCAGAUCCUCCAGAAAUAGAAAUUCGAGAGGUGAGAGCACGCAGCAUUGCCCUCCGAUGGACCAUGGGAUUUGAUGGAAACAGCCCAAUCACAGGCUACGACAUAGAAUGCAAGAACAAGUCUGAUUCUUGGGAUUCUGUCCAAAGAACCAAAGAUGUUUCCCCACAGCUGAACCAGGCCACAAUCAUUGACCUUCAUGCUUCCUCUACCUACAACAUCCGCAUGUAUGCAAAAAAUCGCAUUGGCAAGAGUGAAGCCAGCAAUGAGCUCACCAUUACAACCGAUGAAGCAGCUCCUGAUGGACCACCUCAAGAUGUGCAACUGGAGCCCAUAUCUUCACAGAGCAUUCGGGUAACGUGGAAGGCUCCAAAGAAACAUUUGCAAAAUGGAAUUAUUCGUGGAUACCAGAUUGGUUACCGGGAAUACAGUGCAGGGGGCAAUUUCCAGUUCAACAUCAUCAGUAUCGAUACCACCGGGGACAGUGAAGUUUAUACUUUAGAUAACCUUAAAAAAUUUACGCAAUACGGCAUGGUGGUGCAGGCAUGCAAUCGAGCUGGGAUAGGACCAUCUUCUCAGGAAAUUAUAACUACUACCCUUGAGGAUGUUCCCAGCUCCCCUCCUGAGAAUGUCCAAGCUAUUGCUACAUCACCAGAAACCAUCUCUAUUACCUGGUCUACACUUGCCAAAGAUGCUCUCAAUGGAAUUCUCCAGGGAUUUAGGGUUAUAUACUGGGCUAAUCUUUUGGAUGGAGAGCUGGGAGAAAUUAAAAACGUUACCACUACACAGCCCUCAUUAGAGCUUGAUGGUUUGGAAAAGUACACCAACUAUAGCAUCCAAGUGUUGGCAUUCACACGAGCUGGAGACGGGGUCAGGAGUGAGCAAAUUUUCACACGAACGAAAGAGGAUGUUCCAGGUCCUCCUGCUGGGGUUAAAGCAGCUGCCGCUUCAGCUUCCACUGUGUUUGUAUCCUGGUUACCUCCAAUAAAACUGAAUGGCGUCAUCCGAAAGUACACUGUGUUUUGCUCUCAUCCAUACCCCACUGUAAUCAGCGAGUUUGAAGCUUCUCCUGACUCAUUUUCCUACAGAAUCCCCAAUCUGAGUCGAAACCGACAGUACAGUGUCUGGGUGGUGGCUGUGACAGCAGCAGGAAGGGGCAACAGCAGUGAAAUUAUUACUGUGGAACCAUUAGCUAAAGCUCCUGCAAGAAUUCUGACAUUCAGUGGCACUGUAACAACUCCCUGGAUGAAGGAUAUUGUCCUCCCUUGCAAGGCAGUUGGGGAUCCGGUUCCUACAGUCAAAUGGAUGAAAGAAAGUAACGGGACACCCAGUCUAGUGACGAUUGAUGGGCGAAGAAGCAUCUUUAGUAAUGGCAGCUUUGUCAUCCGUACUGUGAAAGCAGAGGAUUCCGGAUAUUACAGAUGUGUGGCCACUAACAACUGGGGAUCAGAUGAAAUUAUUUUGAAUUUGCAGGUUCAAGUUCCACCUGACCAGCCGAGACUUACUGUAUCCAAAACCACAUCUUCCUCAAUCACUCUUUCGUGGAUACCUGGAGACAACGGAGGCAGCUCUAUUCGAGGCUACAUACUUCAAUAUUCAGAGGACAACAGUGAACAGUGGGGCAGUUUUCCUAUUAGUCCCAGUGAACGUUCCUACCGCCUGGAGACCUUGAAGUGUGGGACCUGGUAUAAGUUUACGCUGACUGCCCAGAACGGAGUGGGACCAGGACGCAUCAGUGAGAUUAUAGAGGCCAAAACACUUGGGAAAGAACCACAGUUUUCAAAAGAACAAGAACUCUUUGCAAGUAUUAACACCACACGGGUACGAUUGAACCUUAUUGGGUGGAAUGACGGUGGUUGUCCAAUCACAUCAUUUACACUGGAAUAUAGGCCAUUUGGAACCACAGUGUGGACAACAGCUCAGCGAACUUCUCUGACUAAAUCAUAUAUAGUGUAUGAUCUUCAGGAGGCUACCUGGUAUGAGCUGCAGAUGCGGGUCUGUAACAGUGCUGGCUGUGCUGAGAAACAGGCUAAAUUUGCAACACUCAACUACGAUGGCAGUACAAUCCCUCCACUCAUUAAGUCAGUUGUCCAAAGUGAGGAAGGUCUGGCAACCAAUGAAGGGCUAAAGAUGCUGGUGACCAUUUCCUGUAUCUUGGUUGGGGUCUUGCUGCUUUUUGUGCUUCUGCUGGUUGUGAGAAGGAGAAGGAGGGAGCAGAGGUUGAAGAGACUCAGAGAUGCAAAAAGCUUGGCUGAAAUGCUUAUGAGCAAGAAUACAAGGACAUCGGACACACUUAACAAGCAACAGCAGACACUGAGAAUGCAUAUAGAUAUUCCCAGAGCUCAACUCCUGAUUGAAGAGCGGGACACAAUGGAGACCAUUGAUGAUAGAUCAACUGUCUUGUUAACGGACGCUGAUUUUGGAGAGACAUCAAAACAGAAAUCGUUGACUGUUACUCACACAGUACAUUACCAGUCUGUCUCACAAGCAACUGGGCCACUGGUGGAUGUUUCUGAUGCCAGACCAGGAACAAACCCUACAACAAGAAGGAAUGCAAAAACUGGACCUACAGCUAGGAACAGAUAUGCUAGCCAAUGGACUCUCAACAGACCUCAUCCCACAAUAUCAGCGCACACCUUAACAACAGAUUGGAGGCUGCCAACCCCCAGGGCCACAGGGUCUGUGGAUAAAGAAAGCGACAGCUAUAGUGUCAGUCCAUCACAAGAUACAGAUCGAGCAAGAAGCAGCAUGGUAUCCACAGAAAGUGCCUCCUCCACCUACGAAGAGCUAGCAAGAGCAUAUGAACACGCCAAGAUGGAAGAACAGCUGCGACAUGCUAAGUUUACCAUCACAGAAUGCUUCAUAUCAGACACGUCAUCAGAGCAGCUUACAGCAGGGACUAAUGAGUACACAGAUAGCCUGACCUCAAGCACCCCAUCUGAAUCGGGGAUCUGCAGAUUUACUGCAUCACCUCCCAAACCUCAGGACGGAGGACGCGUGACAAACAUGGCUGUUCCAAAGGCACAUCGGCCAGGUGACCUCAUGCAUUUGCCGCCGUAUCUUAGAAUGGACUUUUUGUUAAACCGAGGUGCUUCAGGCACAAGCAGAGACGUGGGUUUAGGACAGACUUGUCUGGAACCUCAAAAAAGCCGCACCUUGAAGCGCCCAACUGUCUUGGAACCAAUACCCAUGGAGACUUCUUCCACAAGAGAAGGACAGUCAUGGCAACCUGGUGCCGUAGCAACAUUACCUCAGCGAGAAGGAGCUGAGCUAGGACAGGCAGCCAAAAUGAGCAGCUCCCAAGAAUCUCUUCUGGACUCCCGGAGCCACUUGAAAGGAAACAAUCCAUACGCAAAAUCUUACACCCUGGUAUAACAAAAGAGCAUGGCUGGACAGUGGCUGUAAAUACUUAACAAUUAUUUAAAAAAACCAAUCAAAGCUACCUUUUUUAUUGAAUUCCAAUAUUUAUAAUUAAAGAAGAAGAUUGCCAAAAUAUUUGGGACAGAAAAAUGCAACCGACAGACAGUGCAAAGACUCUCUGGCUUUUUUUCUGUCUGAGUGUGAGCUUCAUCCGACUGAGCCUCCUGACUUUUUUUGGGAAAAAGGAGUCCAGUUUUUCUGAUAUUCACAAGCGUUUGUGUUUUUACUGAUUUUCUACAAAGUGCAUGGGGACUAAAUAAAAUAUUUUAAACUGGGAGUUCCAUCACAUACGAGUUAGGAGGGAAACAAUUUUUUAAAAAAUCACCCUAUUUGUGAAUUUAAAGGGAUAUUUAUUUGAGAAGGCAAAAAAGGUCUUUUGUCAUGUUUUGCACAUUUUUUUUUAAUUAGAAAGUGGGUCCUUCCCUGAUCUUUUUUUUUCUUUUCUUUCACUGUUAAUUAGGAUGAGUGCUGUGAGUCAGUGAAGUGGGAAAUGGUGGGGGAUUCGGUUUGGUUUUGGCAUUUUUCUCUUUUUUUAAUAUUAAUUUAAUGAGACACUCUUUGCAUUUUGUCUAUGCGAAAUAAAAGGGUCUUCUGCCUUUAUCUCUGUGUCUGGAUUGCCUUGCCUUGUUUUCGCUUAAGCUGUAUUUAUUUAGCACUGGAUCAUAUAGUCGUUGUAGAUUUAUAACUUCCACUCACAUAACUGCAAAAAGAUUUUUUAACAAUAGGAGAGGUUUGAACAAAACUCUCAGGGACUUUCCGAGUGAAGGAACGUCUUUAAAUUUAAUUUUUAAUAGUGUUAUCAAAACCAAUGAAUAUUAAUGAUAUGAUGCCUUUGAAAGGGAUGCUAUUUACAUCAACAUUUUCUUACGUUUGUGAAUAUUUUCUCUUUCUCUUGAAACACCAGUGAUGAUCACUAAACUAGGUAAUGAGGUGGCGAUAUUGUAUAAAUUUUGUUUUGCUUCUUUUAAUCAGAGAAGUCCUAUGGACUACUAUAUUACAAGUUGCAAGAAAGCAUUUUUACUGGAUUUGGUUGGUGCUAUACAAAAAGAAAAAAGAAGAAGAAUUUUGCUUCCACAUCUGUAAUUCAACAUGGCAGUUUACACUGAUUUAGGAAUCUAAUUCCUAGUGUGCAAGAUUUUACUGUUUACUAUUCAUAACUUUUGCCACAGCAGCUAAAACUGAUUUAUAAAUGCAUCUUACUCACUGUAGCAUUAGCUUAAUUGCCUCUUCACUAUAAUAUUGUUCCCUAAAAUGUGUGAGUGUAUACCAAGCUGUUAAGGACAACCAGCUACACUGAAUGAGGAAUAUUUGUUUUGGCUAUUUGAUGCCUAUGUUAAUUUAUUUUGGGCCUUUUUAUUCUUUGAAAUUCCAGUUAUAUUUUUCAAAAGGUAUCAGAGUUAUCUUCAAACAUCUGUGAUUAUAAAAUCUACUAGGUUAUGCCUUGUGUUCAAAGAGCUUAUAAAUCUCAGCACUUGUGAGUGUAGACUGACUUCCCUAUUGAAUCUUGGUUGUUUCCCAUCCUCUGGUCAUACACAAAGCAAUCUUGUGGUUUCAUCAAGUAUGAUUUCUGCUUCAUUAUUAUUUGGCUCUAAUAUUUUGUUACUUUGCAAAUUCUGACUAGAUCUGAUCACAUAUGAAUGCAAAUCUUGCAUUUGUGAUCCUCCAGGAGGCCUGCUUUUAAAUGUGGAAGCUAUUUUUGGACAAAUUCAAUCCAUCCAUGUUCCUCUUUUCUACACUACGGCAUCCAGAAUUUUAAAAGCAGAAAAACAAAGCACACCCUAUAUUAUUUUACAAGAUUAAAUAGUAAUGCCAGUGGUUUUAUUACAUGUGUUUCUCAUUCUAUGGGGGGGAAUGACUUUAAUUCAGUUACUCUUUCUAAAUGAGCAAAAUGUUAAGCUGCUGAAUUGUGAAGAAUAAGAUAUUGCUUGUGUGCUGUUGUUGGCCUGGUCUGCAUGGAAGUGUAAACUAUAUCUUAGUGUUAUAUGCAUGAGUCUUGAAGUUUGUGUGGUGCCCCCCACUCACACAGGUUAAAAGAACAGAUUGCAUGCAUUUGUUUAUAUUUUCAAUUGACUGGAAUUACUCAUUGGCUCAAAUUCAUUAGUAAAUCAUAACUAGAGUAGGCCCUUUGAAUCAAUGGAACUUAUGAAGGAAUUGACUCACCAAAUCCCCACUGAUACUCUAGUUGUGACUUACUACUGGAUUUCAAACAUUAAAUGUCAACCUGGACAAACUAUGCUAGUAUUAACCAUGGAUUAGAGAAACAAACCAGCUUUAUACAAUAGUAUUCUGGCAUAUCUACUUAAGUUACUCUUAACACUAGCCACAAUUCUUGGGCUGACAAAUGAGUAACUACGGUUAGUUGAAAAUGGAAGUGAACAUUUCUGAUCUAUUUUUGGCCAUGCCAGAGGAGUCAUAUGGCAGGGGGCAGGAGAAACAUGUAGGUUUGAGCUUUCCUGAAGCUUAAACCCAUAACACUAAACUAUAGUUUAACAUUGUGGCUAAAUGUACUACUUUCUGAGGAAAGAACACAUGAUGCACAUUAGUUUACAAAGAAAACGGUGUGUGAGAGAAGAACUGUAAAACUGUUGCACCUGAACCCUGAAGCACAUUUUUAUAUGGUAUGCUACAUUAUCCACUAUCCAUACAGUGCAUUAAGUGUAACAUUUUGCAGGAUGCAUUGAACAAACCACAAAGACUGUGAACUCUUUUCUUGACCUUUCUUUAAUUUUAACAUUAAUAACAAAGAAGUAACAAGAGACUUAAAGAAAAUUAAUAAAGCAUAUUACAAAAUGCAAUAUCAAAUCCCCUUAAUGAAGCAAU
Molecule: messenger RNA, 8986 nt
Organism: Pogona vitticeps (central bearded dragon)
Lineage: Eukaryota; Metazoa; Chordata; Lepidosauria; Squamata; Agamidae
Source: RefSeq, a predicted model, not a curated record